ACCUCACAAGCGCCUUUCCACCAACGAACACGACGUCGCCGCAGUCCCACUACCCCGUGCGCCUUUUACCAUUACCAAUCACGAUUUCUACGUUUUCUAACCUCUAAGAUGUCUGCUAAUAUUUUGACGCGAAUUAAUUUAGCAGUUCAAAAUUUGAAGCAUUAUGUAUUUUACACUUUUGGAAGAGGUUUUCCACCAGAUGCACUUUGCCUAGCAGGAAUAGAAUUAAACAAAAAUCAUCAGAAUCUGCCCAAAUUUUCUAUUAAAGAUAUAAUAGGCGAAGGAUUUUUAUGGGCAGUUCCUAAACAUAGGCGCUCAGUAGAAAAACGAUGGAAAAGAAAAUUUGGUGAUCCCUAUUAUGUCCUGAAAAUUUUAUUGCCUAGAAAGGAUUUAAGGACCUGUAAUGUUUGUGGUGAUGACCACGAGGCUGGUGUUUUAUGUCCAACAUGCUACAAGAAAGUUAUUGAUGAAACAACGGCAAUGCAAGAACAAAUUCAAAACGAAUUAAAACUGGAACCUGUGGAAAAAGAGAUUGUUGUUUUGUAUGAAGGCGAGAAAAAUGAAAAACCAGAAGAAUUCUUUGAGGGAAAAAGGAUUGUAGAAAUGAAUAAACCAAGGCCGCAAUGGUUUAGCAAAAACUUGCUACAAGAAACAACACAAAAGAAUGCUACAACUAAAGAAGUGAAGCCGUCUGAUCUAGGUUAAAUGUAAUUCUAGUAGUUUGUAGAUAUUAAAUGUAUUAUGAAGUUGUUGAAGACUUAGGAGAAUAUUGUAUAUUUGAUAAUUACAAUAUAGAUUUUAUACUUAC
Diabrotica balteata is the source of this 808-nucleotide messenger RNA. The record is from the annotation of a GenBank genome assembly. Lineage: Eukaryota; Metazoa; Arthropoda; Insecta; Coleoptera; Chrysomelidae.